This is a messenger RNA of Podarcis lilfordi (Lilford's wall lizard), 27725 nucleotides long. The record is from the annotation of a GenBank genome assembly. NCBI's taxonomy places the organism in Eukaryota, Metazoa, Chordata, Lepidosauria, Squamata, Lacertidae.
AUGGCGGCGCCCAGGCUGGCCUAACGUGCUGGGCGAGGGGAGGGCGGUCGGCGGGCCAUGGCGGCGGCGAAGGCGACGGCGGGCGCCGGUCGGACGGUGCUGGUGCGGGGCCUGCCGCCCUCGGCCUGCGCCGCCGAGCUGGAGAGGGAGUUCGGCCGGGCGGGGCCGGUGCGGCGGGCGGUGGCCGUGACGGAGCCCGGUGAGCGGGGACGGGGGGGGGGCGGCCGGGCGGGAGGGAGGGAAGGGGCGCUUCCACCCCCGCCCUCCCUCUGAGGUGGGGCUGGGGGGCUGGGCUAGAUGACCCCGGGGGGACCCUUGUUCUAGGCAGUGCUUUGGGGUUACUCUCAUUUUCCUCUUCCUCUUGAAAUACUGCCUCUCAAUGAGGCCAAACUUAAAUUCACAAAAUGUUGAGGGGUACGUGCACCCCGGUGUCCCUCCAGAAAAAAAACAUUAUUAUUAUUAUUAUUAUUAUUAACCACUGUCAACAGCACCACCAGUCAGUACUAUCACUGGAUCAUGGAGCCCACCUGGCACCAGAACGAGCCCCCCCCCCCAACAAGGCAUCUUUCCUGGCAGUUGUUGUUGUGGAGUCAUUUAGUGGUGUCCGCCUCUUCGUGACCCCCUGGACCAGAGCACGCCAGGCCCUCCUGUCUUCUGCUGCCUCCUGCAGUUUGGUCAAACUCAUGCUGGUAGCUUGGAGAACACUAUUCAUGACCCCUGCGUCUCCCCCCCAGAAAAAAGCACUGAUUAUUAUUAUUAUUAUUAUUAACCACUGGCACCACCACCAGUCAGGACCACCUGUGCAUCACGGAGUCCACCUGGCACCAGAAUGAGCCUCCCCAACAAGGCGUCUUUCUUGGCUGUGCUGCACAUUGCAGCUUUUCAGAUUACGAACGUGGCAAAGUGUUUACUUCCGUGUUUGCUGCACAUGCAGACGCAGAAGUGGCAUAUCACACUUCAUGAAUGCGCAGUAGCAGCACUAUGUUUAUGGACUUUUCGGGGUGCGAACGGCACUCCGAAACGGAUCACGUUCGUAAGUAGAGGUACCACUGUAGAGCCAGUUGGCAUAAGGUUGCAAUGGCAUCUCCUUCAAAUGUCACAUCUUUCUUCGUAUGAAUCUAUGCUUAAAGUAUUUUGUAUGGUUCCGGUUAUCUACCUAACCGCCACCCCAAGCCUUUUUCUUGAAUUACAGGGUGGGUGGAGUGACAUGGCUUUCCCUAUCUUAUAUGUGAUAUUUGUUCGCUAGCCAAGUUGCUGACCUUUGCUCUAUGUUUUUUUUUAUUAUUAUUAUUUGGAAAGACACCUUGAGUUCCUUGCAGCAAGAAAAUGAGUUUAAUAAGCUUAGCCCGUCAUAAUAAUAUUAAUAUGCCUUUAAAUCUGUUGGAUAGGCAAGAAAACCUGUCGUGGGUUUGGCUUUGUCACUUUCUCCUUGCCGGAAGAUGCUCAGAGAGCCAUCCAGGAGAUCACUAACUUUGGGAAACGCAAGAUCACGGUAGCCCUGGCUAAUCCGAAGCCACGGCAGAAAGGAAAGAAGAAAGAAGGUAAGUUCAAGGUCUCUUUUUUUUGUGGGGUGCCAGGAUUUUCUGUGCGCUGCUGUCGACACUUAGCACCAGUUUUGCUGAACACAGUUAGAAAGACGGAAGAGGCUUGUGUUUGGUCCCACAUGACCUGCGCUGCCUUCGAGGCUUCCAGCACCCUUUCUGACAUGUUCUUCUAGUCCAGAAGAUGGGUUUUGAUUUCCUUACAGUACACAAUUUCAAGACAUUACCAAUAAAUUUAAAAAAUGAUAAAUUGUCCAGUAGCACCUUAGAGACCAAUACAUUCGCAGUUAUACCUCUGCAGUGGAACAAACCGCCUCUACAGCCAGCAGGGAAGUGGCCACUUAACAGGCUAGUGGAAAAGAGAAAGGAUUCCUGUCAGGUGGACUGAGGUAGGAGGGAUGCAGCCACCUGCCUCCACUCCAAUAACCUGCUUGUUUCCUGUGCUGGCUAUGAAGGAAUUGGCCCCCCCGCCCCCCAACCAGCAGAGCAACCAGGUGAGCUGGGAUGGAAGGGUCCAUUCACUGCCACUUCAUGGCCUGUAUGGGAUUCCUAGACAGCUGUGGCUACCAGGCAAGUUCUUAAAAUACAAAUCUGGGCUAUAUGUAUGAAGAGGAGGACUGUUGGUGGAGCUGGCAGAGGAGCCGAAUGUUCCUUGCCUUCACUCGCCUCUCCAGCAGCGCCUUUACGCUUUGCCUGUCCUGCCUGGCUGCUUGUAAAGGGAGAAGAUGCCUUGUCUGCUGGAGUUUCUCUCCUGCUCCAAACAAAAUAAAAAAAUUCCUUCCAGUAGCAACUUAGAGACCAACUAAGUUUGUUAUUGGUAUGAGCUUUCAUGUGCAUGCACACAUCGUCAGAUACCUCUUCUGAUACAUGCACACGUAUCUGAAAAAGUGUGCAUGCACACAAGCUCAUACCAAUUAUAAACUUAGCUGGUCUCUAAGGUGCUACUGGAAGGAAUUUUUUUAUUUUGUUUCGACUACGGCAGACCAGCACGGCUACCUACCUGUAACUCUCCUGCUCCAGGCAUGGUGGCGGGGUUCUUCAGCUGCGUCUCACGGGCUUUUGACAGGAGGUUCUCGUAAGCACAUCAGAAGAGUCUGGCUGCUGGAUCAGACCAAAGGGGGUCAUAUCCAGUUGCAGAAGAAAAUAAUCUUCCCACCUGCUCAAGACCCUGUUGAGCAAGACAAGGCAGUUGUGUUGGAGAAGACCUCCACCAGCCAGACUCUCUUCUGAGCUGAUCCAUAGACUGUUCAGCUUACAUACAGAAGUUAAUGUCUUUUGUAGGUAUGGCAAGGUUCUCACACCUGGUUAAUAAGAAACCACAAUAAAUAAACGGCUCGGGACCACAAUACCUCAAGGACCGCCUCCUUCCAUAUGAACCUACCCAGACCCUGAGAUCAUCUUCUGAGGCCCUUCUUCGUGUGCCUCCUCCUUGAGAGGUCCGGCGGGUGGCAACACGAGAACAGGGCCUUCUCUGCAGUGGCUCCCUGUCUGUGGAAUGCUCUCCCUAGGGAAGUUCGCCUGGCGCCUUCAUUACACACCUUUAUGCACCAGGCGAAAACGUUCCUUUUUAACCAGGCCUUUGGUUGAUCUGAUUGACAUCCAAUACCCUUUUAGAAUGUGGCUCUUUUGGGUUUCUUUUAUUGGGUUCUUGUUUUUAAUUUGAUUUUAUAUAUUAUGAUUUUGUUUGUGAACCGCCCUGAAACCUGCGGGUAUAGGGCGGUGUACAAAUCCAAUUAAUAAUAAUAAUAAGUAGUUUUGUGGGGAGAACACAGGGAAGCAGGAUUGCUAGUCAAAAACCCUCACACUUUCCAUACUUCCUUCACCCUUUCGUGCUGACUCUGUAAGAGAGACGUGGCCUUAAGAUAUAUAUAUAUAUUUUAAUAAUAUUUAUUAAAAGUUUAAAAAUUACAAAAAAAAGAAAAAAGACAACAAUAAAAAAGGAAAAAAAACAUAGAAAAGCAAUACAACAAUACAGCAAAAAGAAACAAGAAAAAAACUAAAACACACAUCCAAUAUUCCAUAUCUUUACCUUCCCUUUGCUUGUUUCAUCGACCUCCUCACACCUCCCUUUUUUUGUAUUGUAGUUCAAUUCACUAUUUCAGCAAAUUCUUCCCAUCUACGUGGCCUUAAGAUAGAAGCAAGCUCAGUCCUAUUACAGUCCCCGGUCCUUGCAGACCCCAGACCCAUCCAGCCCAGCCUCCUGUUCUCAGACUGACCAACCAGAUGCUUAGGCCCAUGGGAUGCUUGUGGGUGUGACCUGAGCGCAUCAGCACUUGUGCCUAGUGAUGAUUCCUCCGCUGUGUUCUUAGUGUGCCAUUGUCCUUGCCGUGUCCCAUUUGCUUUGGUUCCAGGUGCCUCUGAGGCCCCCCAGCGAGGGAAGAAGCCCCCAAAGGCAAAAGGAGCCUCGAAAAAAGCCAGGCUGAUCAUUCGCAAUCUGAGCUUCAAGGUACGAGCCAAAGGCAGGGGAGUCGCCUGCUUCUUUGAUGGGGCUGGGGCUCUCUUUCUGAGCCACCCACAUUCUUUCCUUGGAACGAGGCCGUUAAAAGUGGGCUGGCAGGGUUAAUAUUUCACAGCACUCCUGUUUGAGAUUCAGAGCGCUGACGUAGUGCUGUUUCGCGGAAUCGUAGAGUUGGAAAGGGCACCCCAGGGCCAUCUAGUCCAACUCCCCAAGAGAUGGCCAUCCAGCUGUUCAUUUCUUAGCAGCUUUUUGGUGUAAAUCAGUCUUUAACCUCAGCAGUAACAUCUAGACCAUGGGAGUGUUUCAGCCCUGUUCUUGAGUUUGUUUAAAAUCUAAAACAGCUUAUCUUGUAUUCCUUUCUUUGAAUUUUGCCAUUUAGGUUUUUUAAACCUUUUUGUAAAGGCAACACUAAAAUUUUCACAGCUGAGUCCUCAACUCUUUAUUACUGUGCUUGGCUUUCUUCAAGUUGGGCUGUGUCUAAAACUUGCUAAUUAGGUUUUCAAACCUUUUUUGUAAAUUCAGUUUUAGAAACUGUACCUUUGAGUCCUCAUUCCUUUAUUACUGUGCUUCGCUUCACCUAGGUCGAGCUAGGAUUAUAACACUUCAGAAUGUUUGGGAGUUUUAUCCCCUUUCUUUGAAUUUGGUCAUUUAAGGUUUAUGAUUUCUCUAUUUGCUUCUGAGGAAACUGAAUAGUCCAGUGAAACGAGGUUUGUAGCCAUCAUCCCGUUAAGGCCUUGCUCAAUUCUAGGUUUUUCUAAUUUUUCCCUUAAACUUUUUGAUUUUUAUUAUUUAGUUUAUUUCUAUAAGAUAAUAUUUCUAGUCGAUUACUUCUCGUUUCAGGGAUUUUCAUGGUAUUUCAUUUGUUUUGUGUAAUUUGGUGUAAAUCACAGCUGAGCGCUCCAUUUAAUGGAGCAGUAAUAGGAGCCCCAAGCCCCGCUUUUGGAUUUCCCACCAGAGAGCACAGUCUCCUCACAGAACAUUGGAGCAGCAGCCCAGAUCCUUCCUAAGACUUGGGGUUUUUGAAAAAUACACAAUGCACUGUGAUGACUUCUGCCAUUGGUCUUGUUUCUUCUCUCCUUAGUGCACAGAAGAUGACCUGAAGGCUGCGUUCUCUCAGUUUGGCACAGUGCUGGAAAUUACCAUCCCCAAGAAACCAGGUAUGGCCAGGUGGCCUGGUGGGAAAGGUCCGGUGGGGCGCUACUGGGGGAGAAAGGUAGCAUUCCAUUUAAACUGCACACCUGUCCUGGAUUAUCCCAAGCCAUUCAUGGAUCACUGCGUUCCCCUUUGGAACUAGCAAUCGGAGAUAGGAACACUGACUGGCUCAUGUUUCUGCUGUCCGCCGUCUUCAGCUGAAGAAUGAAGUCCCACCUGGCUUCUUGGUUAUGGCUCUGGCUGCUCCUCUUGUCUCCCUAUAAGUGGAAUCCCAUGCGCAGGCUACAAAUAUUUUUUAAAAAUAGUCAGAAUUAAGUUGCUUUCCUGUCGCUUCCAGAUGGAAAGAUGCGUGGCUUUGCCUUUGUGCAGUUCAAGAACGUCCUGGAAGCAGGGAAGGCCCUGAAGGGGAUGAACAUGAAGGAGAUCAAGGGUGAGUCUGACGCUUUCUUAAAAGGAGCCUGGUGAUUUGAGCUCCUCUCUGUGUGUUUAUGUCGGAUGGGAGCUGCCUGUGCAUAGGGUCAGGCAAGAUAACACUUGUUCAUCUAUUGCUCUUGAUAUCCCACCUUUUUCUGCAAGGAGAUGUGAAUCUCCACAACAACCCUGUGAGGUAGGUCAGGCUGAGAUUCAGCGACUGGCCCAAAGUCACACCCAGCCAGCUUCAUGGCCGAGCGGAAGGGAUUUGAACCCUGGUCUCCCGGGUCCUAGUCUGACGCUCUCCCCACUUCCCACCACUGACUCUCUUGCUGGUCCUUUUGUGCUGGGAAUGCUGGAACAUCCGCAGGAGAGUUGAAUAUGCGGGGUGUUCAGGCAGUGGGGCUGACUGACUUCGGCUCUCCUCUGCACAUGCACAGACACCAUGACUUUUCAUUUCAUAAAAUUUGCACACCACUUGACUGUUUAUAAAAAAAAAGCCCUCAAAGUGGUUUACAAAAAUAUGAAACACGAAAAAAAUUGACGUGGGGAUUGCAACCCUCCUUUAAAACAUAGGAAAGUUAAAAUACUAAAACGGAUUAAAAUUACCUCCAUUUUCUAAGCAUCUGGACAGGCCCGUCUAAACAAUUUUAGCAGGUGCUGGAAAAUUGUACAGCGAAGGCUGGUGUCAAGAGGCAGGGAGUUCCAGAGGGUAGGGGCUGCCACACUAAACAGUUGAGUUCUUACGAAUGGGAAGCAGGUAUCAUGUGGCACCUACAGCAGUGGCAGUUCCUCAGAUGGAAUCAGUCCCUGGGAUUUGUAGCUGCGCUGCUCCCUCGCCAAGCCAGCCUUAGAGCUCUCGCCCUGACCUAGCCACUGUGAUCCACGCGACGCUCACCUCCAGACUGGAUUAUUGUAUCUCGCUCUACGUGGGGCUGCCCUUGAGACUGACCCAGAAACUCCAGCGGGUGCAGAAUGCCGCGGCGAGACUCCUUACGGGGUCCUUGCUACUUACGGGGUCCUCGCUGCGAGAUCACAUUCACCCAGUGCUAUACCAGCUGCACUGGAUCCCGGUGGAGUACAGGAUCAGGUUUAAGGUGCUGGUUUUAACCUUUAAAGCCCUAUACGGCCUAGGACCCUCGUACCUACGGGACCGCCUCUCCUGAUAUGUCCCACAGAGGAACUUACGGUCUUCAAACAAAAACAUCUUGAAGGUCCUAGGCCACAGAGAGGUUAGGCUGGCCUCAACUAGAGCCAGGGCUUUUUCGGCUGUGGCUCCAAUCUGGUGGAACACUCUGUCACAAGAGACCAGGGCCCUGCGAGACUUGACAUCCUUCCGCAGGGCCUUUGGCCAGGGCACAGCCUGACUCCCUCCUUCGGCAAUCUUCACGGAGCUCUGGCCCAAUGGUUGCCAGUGGUUUAAUUUGAAUUAAUUUUAUAAGGAAUGAUUUUGGAGUGUUGUGUUGUGUUGUACUGUUGUACUGUUUUAUUGUUGUUAGCCGCCCUGAUCCUGGCUUCGGCUGGGGAGGGUGGGAUAUAAAUAAAAUUUAUUUAUUGUUAUUAUUUUCCUCCGCAGAGCGCCCGGUGGCCGUGGACUGGGCCGUGGCCCGGGAGAAGUACCAAGCGAUGCAGGCAGCGGCAUCGCCAGCAGGUGAGUGGCUCCGGGGCACGAGUCAUCCUGCUCUGGGCAUCUCAGGCAGGUGGGUGAAAUGGCCCGGUCUUGACCUCAGGCCAACCAGCUGAGAGUGGCAGGGGGAGAUUGAGAACAUUUAUCCCGAGUCUUUGUAGUCAGGCAAUUGCCUGUGUGAGACUGUCUGGUUCUGAGAGCAGAGCUGACCUUCAGAAGCAACAGACCCCCCUCCCUGCCCAGCAAGCAUGGAAGGGGAGUGCCCUCUUGCUUAUUCAUUUCAUAAAUGUAUUUUUAAAGGCAUUUUUAAUCUUUUGUUAGAAGCCGCCCAGAAUGGCUGGGGAAACCCAGCCAGAUGGAUGGGGUAGAAAUAAUAAAUUGGGGUAGAAAUAAUAAAUUAUUAUUAUUGUUAUUGUUAUUAUUAUUAUUCAUAAUGUGUAUGCACUCGUUGAUUCUUUUUUUAAAAAAAAACCAUCAAAGCAGAUAAAAGAAUAAAAUCAUCAUUGAAAAAAUAACGGCAAUCAUUUACGACUUUAGAUGAGCUGAAAUGACAGUAGACAAAAAACAAGUUAAAAUUCACACCAGAUUUCUAAGCAUCCGGGUGGGCUUGUCUAAACAAGAACGUUUCCAGCAAGCGCUGAAAAGAGUGCAGUAUGACAAGAGGCAGGGAGUUCCAAAGUGAAGGCAGAGCCACACUAAAGGCUUGAGUUCCUACUAAACACAGAACGGAUUUUACGUGGCACUUGGAACAGGGCCAGUUCUGUGAAUGGGAGCGGUCUGGAGGCAGCCCUGUUUAGGGAAGCUUUUAAUGUUUAACAGACUAUUAUAUUUUAAUAUUUUGUUGGAAGCUGCCCAGAGUGGCUGGGGAAACCCAGCACAUGGGCGGGGUAUAAAUAAUAAAAUAGUAUUAUUAUUAUUAUUAAUAAUAAUAAUAAUAAUAAUAGUUGUGUGUCUCUGGGUCAGGUGAUCUCACGGGUCCCACGUUGCGAAGGACCUUACAGACUAAUAGUAAGCCCUUGACGUUGGUCUGGUAGCCACUGGGCAACCAGGACAGAUCUCUGGGCAUCGGAAGCGCCAUGUUCCGACAGGGUCUUUCUUCUGCCAGCCGUUCUGCCCUUAGAAAGCCUCCUCCUUCUGUUCCAAUUCCUGCCCAGUCAAGGCUUUGCAGGUGUGGCUCCUUCGUCUGGACUCCCGUUUCUUUGUCCUGUGGCCCAUUUGGGAUCUGGCUGCGGGGACCUCCCUGGCAUGGCUUUUCGCGAGAACCCAAGAUGCCCCCUCUGGCUCAGGCCAAAGGGGGCCCAUCUGCUCCAGCUUCCCGUUCUCCCAGGGACCAACCGGGUGCCUAUUAUGGGAAGCCAGCAAGCAGGACUCAGCAAGGGCGAGAUUUGCCAGGAUUAAUAGGUGAAGCUAGAAAUGGGCUUCUUCCUUGAGAGACACUGGGCAGAGGCGUCUCACCCUCCUGCUUCUUUGCCUCUCUCCCCCAACCAGGGGUCGAGGAGAAGAAGAAGCCAAGCCAGGCCCAGCAAGCGGACACAACUGAGGCUGGCGACGACGACGACGACGAUCUGGAAGACGAAAGUUCAGAGCCUGCUAAGCCAGCAAGGCAGGGCAGGUGAGCUCAAGGGGUUUGCUCCGGAGGACCCAGGACGGGCUCACUCUGCUGCUGACGGGGGGAUCGGGGGGGGGCACACUAAGCCGCCCUCUGUGCCACCCUAAGAGGAACAGCUAUGUGGAGUUAUUGUAUGUCACAUGCCUGUUUACAUUCCAGCACAGCCUGCUGGGAACUUCCCUUGUGUAUAGCUUUUGCUUAUGCUUUUUGCUUGGACACGAAGGGGAGCAGACAUGUUUUUCCUUUGUCCUGAUGCUGAAUAAACUGCUUGUAAAUACGCUUGACAUAUGCCUCUCUCUGCCCUUCCGUUGCAAAGAGUUCUUAUCUCUGCUGGCUUGCAUGCUCAGCUUCUGAAGCUCUGAGUCGCAGUUUGAUGCAGAACCAAGGACCGGAGUUCGCCCCGCUGCCGGCCGGUGGGCUGGGGCCUGCCAAUUGCCCCCAUUUCCUUGGACGCAGCCCAACACCAAAUUCCUGCUCUCUCUCUGCCAGCAGGCAGCGGCAGGGCUGCCUCUGGCUUCCUCCCUCUGCCCAAAUCCAGCCAGCUCCGAGAUUCCAGAACCCCAGAGUUAAGCCCUUUGGGAGCAGAGUUCAGCUGCCUGCUUCUGACCGCUCUUUCCUUGCGUGAUUUCGCGGACAGGUACUUUGAGCAGCUCGCUCCACCGCCUGCAGAUAGCGAGGAGGAGGAGGAGGAGGAGGAAGAGCAAGAGACGCAGGACUCCGAUGAGGAAGAGGGGGAGCCUGGCAAAGCCAUGAGCUCUGAUGAGGAGGAGGAGGAAGAAGAUGACGACGACGAGGAAGAUGAAGAAGGUUGGUUUUGCCAUUUCUGAGGGGUUGGAUGCCAGGGCAGGUGGCAAACCCUUAAAAAGCUGGCGCCAGGAGAGACCUGUUGGGUCUGGUUAAAAAAUCAAUUUCAACCCAGUAUUUCUCUUUCCGAAAGCUGCCAGCCCCCGCGUGAAAUUUCAUGGCCUCUGCUGGGAACUUGGCCCUCCUCCGCCUUGGACUUUGGAGACUGGGCACUGCCACCUUGCCCAGUGAGAGCGGCAUCAUAAUAAUAUUUACCAAAGAUUCCUGCAUUGCUGAGGGUUGGACUGGAUGACCCUCGGGGUCCCUUCCAACCAUUCUGUGGCCUGCUCUUGCCUUUGGAGAACACCUUGCUCAUGAUUUCCCUCUCCCCGGUCUGCUCCCGUUCCAGAAGCUGGCGUCCCUUCGAAGCGGAAAAAAGUCCAGAAGCUCCCAUCAGACGUCACCGAAGGAAGGACCGUCUUCAUCAGGUGGGCGGAGGCCAUGGGCACAGCAUCGCCUUGGGAGAGACGCCAGGAGGCCUGCUGCCCUGCUCUUUCUGCAUCCUCACGGGGCUUAGAGAACCCUGCUCCAGCGUACAUUUAUGGCUGUUUCUCCUUACUACUUUUUAAGCUGAUUAGCUGCCUAUCAUCUGAACGUCUCCAAGUGACUCACAGCAAAAUAUCUAUCUGUAGACAUCUGUAAUACCAUAUGGGAAGGAAGGGAAAACGGGAUGGGGUCAUUCCAUGCAUCAAUAUAUCGUUUAACAUUCUGCAUUGCGGGGGGUUGGAAUAACAUUGAUGCUAACCCUUAGGAUCUUAACAUUCUCAACAAGUGCAAAUAUUUAUCUUUUCCUAAAAAUCAACACAAGUUUAACAAGUGUCAGGUUUGUUCAGCAGCAAUCAUGUGAGUGCUUCCGUGGUUGAUACUAGCCCUUAAGAUCUUAAUAUUCUCAACAGGUAAAAAGGGUGUUAUUGGGUUGUUACUUUUAUUUUGAUUAUAUAUAUAUUGUGGUUUUUAUGUUGAUCUUUUCUGCAAACAGCCCUGAGACCUCUGGGUAUAGGGCGGAAUAUACCGUAUUUUUCACUCUAUAAGACUCAUUUUUCCCUCCUAAAAAGUAAGGGGGAAUGUGUGUGCAUCUUAUGGAGAGAAUGCAGGCUGCGCGGCUAAGCCAGAAGCCAGAACAGCGAGAGGGAUCGCUACGCAGUGCUCCCUCUUGCUGUUCUAGCUUCUGGCUUCGCCAUGCGAAGCCUCUUCGGGGCACGGGGAGCCUUCAUCCUGCUGCCCUGUGGAGGCUUCGCGCGGCUCUUGCUGGCUUUUGCGGGAGCUGGGGGAAGGGACUCCACCUCCUGGAAAAGCCCGCAAGAGCUGUACUCCCUUUAAAGAGCCGCGCUGAGCGUGUGGUCGGCUCUUGGGGGCUUUUCCCUGAGGAGGAAAAGUCUGCAAGCGCCGCACACGUGCUCCUCACUGCUUCUGAAAGGGAGCGCUGAGCAGAGCCUGGGAUGCAUGCAUGCUCUGCUCAGCGCUCCCUUAAAAGAAUAUAUUUUUUUCUUGCAUUCCCCCUCUAAAAACUAGGUCCGUCUUAUGGAGCGAAAAAAUACAGUAAAUUCAAUAAAAAACAACAACAAUAUUUUCAUAUUUAUCAUUAUCAUGAAAUCAAAAGCAUGUUGUUGUUUUUUAUCCCGUGCAAAGGCUUUUUGCCAGUCCGCCCUUGCUGGGGGCCCCUGGACAUGUUUUUCCACUGGGACCCAAACCCGCUCUUGUUGUCCCUGGGUGUGGGGCGCAUCUUCACGUGCCCCCUGCUUCCCCCCUAGGAAUUUGUCCUUCGACAGCGAGGAGGAGGAGCUGGGGGAGCUGCUGGAGCAGUUUGGAGAUCUGAAGUACGUGCGGAUCGUGCUUCACCCGGACACGGAGCACUCCAAAGGUAAUGGGGGUGAGACCGGGGGGGGGGGGCGGGUUGGAGGGGAGGGGGGCAGACUGAGCCAGAAUAAUUUUGUAUUAGGCGGGGAGGGGCGGAGUCCUCGGAGACCUGAGUUCAGAUCCCGCCUCAAAAGUAGCAACUAAAAAAUAUCUCUUUUUUUGUCCUUCAGGGGGUGUCUGUAUUAUAUCUGUUUACAUAAACAUUGUUGGGGUUGCAUCAUUCUCCUUAUUUUGACCUUUAUUUUUGCCAAGAACACAUUCGCACAAUAACUGUGUUUUAUAUAAGAGGCCACUACCAUCAUGAACUAUACAGCACUGAGGGGGUAAUUUUCUGGUAUUAGAAAAGGUGUGGAAAUUGAGCGUGUGCCAAAUAAUGGCCUCUCCUUCCUGGGAGGUUUUUAAGCAGAGGCUGGGUAGCCGUCUGUCAGGGAUGCUUUAGCUGAGAUGCCUAUUUAAUUAAAUCCAACGCAGAUAUAUUUCUUCCUUUCUUGGCCGUUACUAUUGAGAAAUGUCCAAGAAUCAUUGCUUACGUAAUCUGUUACACACUUCGAUGGUAUGUACAGCCUCUGUAUCUUCUAAUGUUUGAUAAUGCUUAAUAAUGUAUGAACUCUGUUUUUUUUUUGUUUUUUUUUUAAAAUAAUUUUUUAUUAAGGUUUUAAACAAAGAAAAAAGAAAAACAACACACACAAAAAACAAUACAAAACUUAACAAUAAAAACGAAACAUAACAAUUAAAAACAAACUCUCUUUUCCAUUUCCAAUUUUAGAUUACUUAUUUUCUGGACUUCCUCAUAACUCCUUUUUUUGUAUUCCAAUCUACAUUAUUUGUCCAGCAGUUUCUUUUCCACUUUUUUAAUCCCAAUCUUUAAUUUAAUAAAAUGUUAAAAUAUAUAACUUCAGCUGUUUUAAACCUAAUCCUUGCUCUUAAUGUCAUAUAGCUUUAAAUUUUUCCCUUUUAUUAUCAAAUUUCCAACUCUGUUUUUAGUCACGAUGUGACAGAUUUAUAUUUGUAGUUUCUACAUAUCAAAUAUUAAACCUUGUAUUUGCUUUUAAUGUUUAAUAUAUUACUGUAUUUUAAUAUUCUGUUGGAAGCCGCCAAGAGUGGCUGGGGAAACCCAGCCAGAUGGGCAGGGUAUAAAUAAUAAAUUAUUAUUGUUAUUAUUAUUAUUAAGCGUUCAUAUUUAUAUUAUGUAGAACUAUUAACAGCUGAAAAGGGACACGGGUGGCGCUGUGGGUUAAACCACAGAUCUAGGACCUGCCGAUCAGAAGGUCAGUGGUUUGAAUCCCCGCGACGGGGUGAGCUCCCGUUGCUCGGCCCCUGCUCCUGCCAACCUAGCAGUUCGAAACCAUGUCAAAAUGCAAGUAGAUAAAUAGGUACUACUCCGGCGGGAAGGUAAAUGGCAUUUCCGUGCGCUGUUCUGGUUCGCCAGAAGCUGCUGUCAUGCUGGCCACAUGACCCGGAAGCUGUACGCUGGCUCCCUUGGCCAAUAAAGUGAGAUGAGCGCCGCAACCCCAGAGUUGGCCAUGACAGGACCUAAUGGUCAGGGGUCCCUUUACCUUUACCUUUAUUAACAGCUGAGGAAGCCCUUUGGGGUGAAACAAGGAAAUAUCCAGAAACCUUGUUCUGCCCUCUCCCCUACCCAGCUGCCAGAGCCAGCCUGCCUGUGUCUGCUACCCAUGCUAGCCAACCUCAUCAGCUGUAUUGCCCGUGACAUUCCGGGUACCUUUCCUUAACCACAUUCAAGGACUGUGUAAUAUAUGAACUCAAAGAAGAAUGUAUGAAGAAAGGAAGAAAUAUAUCUGCCUUGGAUUUAAUUAAAUAGGUUAUAUACCUUGCUUAAGGAUUGUAUAAGUUGUUCAUCCUGGACUUGAUUCGUAUGAUAGGAAGGAACUAGUAAAGACAUUUGUUAGAAACAUGACCACGAAGCCUGUCGCACUCUAUACAGUCAUACCUCGGGUUACAGCCGCUUCAGGUUGAGUUUUUUCAGGUUACGGACGCGCCGAAACCCGGAAGUACCAGAACGGGUUACUUCUGAGUUUUGGCGGUCGCGCAUGCGCAGAAGCACUAAAUCGCACUGUGUACAGAAGCGCCAAAUCACAACCCGUGCUUGCGCAGACGCGCCACUGUGGGUUGUGAAUGUGCAUCCCACACGGAUCACAUUCGCAACCCGAGCGUCCACUGUAUGCUGUAACUAUUGCAUCUGUGUAACAAGGUACAGUGGUACCCCGAUUGUGAACGGGAUCCGUUCCGGAGGACUGUUUGCAACCUGAAAAGAAAGCAACUCACAUCUGCAUGUACGCUGGUUGCAAUUUGCCACUUCUGCGCAUGCGUGUGACAUCAUUUUGAACAUCUGCGCAUGUGCGAGCGGCGAAACCUGAAAGUAACCCUUUCUGGUACUUCCGGGUCACCGCAGGAUGCAACCUGGAAAAACGGAGCCUAAAGUGGUUUAACCCGAGGUAUGACUGUAUUAAGGGACACGGGUAGUGCUGUGGGUUAAACCACAGAGCCUAGGGCUUGCCGAUCAGAAGGUUGGUGGUUCAAAUCCCUGCAACAGGGUGAGCUCCCGUUGCUCGGUCCCUGCACCUGCCAACCUAGCAGUUCAAAAGCAUGUCAAAGUGCAAGUAGAUAAAUAGGUACCACUCCGGCGGGAAGGUAAACGGCAUUUCUGUGCACUGCUCUGGUUCACCAGAAGCAGCUUAGUCACACUGGCCACAUGAUCCGGAAACUGUACGCCGGCUCCCUCGGCCAGUAAAGCGAGAUGAGCGCUGCAACCCCAGAGUCGUCUGUGACUGAACCUAACGGUCAGGGGUCCCUUUACCUAUGACUGUAUUUGUUUAGCUGAGAUUCCUGCAUUCCUUGAGGUCCCUCCCAAGUCUACAGUUCUAGGAUGCCAUGGGUCACUGUAAGACAGCUUCCUAAACAUGCCUCUCUGCUCCCCACUCCCCCAAAUCCCACCACCAGGCUGUGCCUUUGCCCAGUUCCUGUCCCAGGAAGCUGCCCAGAAGUGCCUUCAAGUGGCUCAGGAUGAGAGCGAGGUGAGAGUUUCCGGCAGGGUGGGAGCGUGGUAGUUUCUUCUGCCUCCACCGGGACUGGCUCGGCCUGUCUCUGGCAGCGCCCGUGGGUGCCCCUUCCUUGCCUCCCUGCCUCUCACUGUCUCUCCUUCUCCCCGGAAGGGUGGGGGGCUGCACCUGGGGGGCCGCCGCCUGCGAGUGGACCUGGCCGUCAGCCGGGAGGAAGCCCAGCAGUUGCGGAGCCAGAAGACGAAGAAACCCACCGGCACCCGGAACUUGUACCUGGCGCGCGAAGGCCGUGAGUGCAAAGGAGGCGGCUGGGCGGGGCUGGAUUCACCUGGGCUCACCUUGCCUUGUGUGCAGGGCGACGGGGGCGUGUUCAUUCCCAUGUGGAAGGGGCUUGAGGUGGCGGCAGGCUCUCCUUCCUUGGAGGUUUUUAAGCAGAGGUUGGGUGGCCCUGUGUCGGGGUUCUUUAGCCACGAUUCCUGCAUUGCAAGGGGUUGGGCUAGAUGACCUGUGAGGGUCCCUUCCCAGUCUGUGAUUCUGUCCUGCUUUUCAAUGCUCUUCUUUCCUCUGCAGUGAUCCGUGCUGGCACAAAAGCCGCCGAGGGGAUGAGCGAGGCUGACCUGGCCAAGAGGGCACGGGUAAGUUCUCUCUCUCUCUCUCUCUCUCUCUCUCUCUCUGUGUGUGUGUGUGUGUUUCUGUGUCUGUUGUUGUUGUUGUUUAGUCGUUUAGUCGUGUCCGACUCUUUGUGACCCCCUGGACCAGAGCACGCCAGGCACUCCUGUCUUCCUCUGCCUCCCGCAGUUUGGUCAAACUCAUGCUGGUCGCUUCGAGAACACUGUCCCACCACCUCAUCCUCUGUCGUCCCCUUCUCCUUGCGCCCUCCAACUUUCCCAACAUCAGGGUCUUUUCCAGGGAGUCUUCUCUUCUCAGGAGGUGGCCAAAGUCUUGGAGCCUCAGCUUCAGGAUCUGUCCUUCCAGUGAGCACUCAGGGCUGAUUUCCUUCAGAAUGGAGAGGUUGGAUCUUCUUACAGUCCAUGGGACUCUCAAGAGUCUCCUCCAGCACCAGAAUUCAAAAGCAUCCAUCCUUCGGAUAUCAGCCUUCUUUAUGGUCCAGCACUCACUUCCAUACAUCACUACUGGGUGUCUGUGUCUAGCCCAGCCUUUCUCAAGCUUGGGAUUACAACUCCUAUCAUCUCUGACCACUGGUCCUGCUUGCAAGGGCUGAUGGGAGUUGUAGGCCCACAUCUGGGGACCCAAGGCUGAGAAAGGCUGGCCUAGAAGCUAGACAUGGCUGCAAGCUUUCCCUCCUUAAGGAUGCCAGAAGACCCCUGCUGGGCCAGGUCAAGGGGGGUCUGCUGAAUCUAGCCCAUGGGUAGGCCAACUAAGGCCCGGGGGCCGGAUGCGGCCCAAUCGCCUUCUCAAUCUGGCCCGCAGACGGUCCAGGAAUCAGCGUGUUUUUACAUGAGUAGAAUGUGAGCUUUUAUUUAAAAUGCAUCUCUGGGUUAUUUAUGGGGCAUAGGAAUUUGUUCAUUUCCACCCUCCAAAAAAUGCGCCCCCCCACAAGGUCUGAGGGACAGUGGACCGGCCCCCUGCUGAAAAAGACCCCUGAUCUAGCCUGUCUCUGAUGGACAGGAUCCCUCUGCUGCUUAUGAAUCCCUGCCCCUCGCACACAGGGCCCCCCUGAGGCCCCAGACUCUCCACGUAGCAAGAGGACAUCGUUGUGUAGUUGUGGAGAGCCAAAAAUUUUGCCGAAUCUCUCUCUUUCUUUCUUUCUUUUUUCCUGUUUAUUUCCCACAUGAUCCCUGUUCUGCAUUUGUUUACUGUGGCAGCCCUUACAACUCUGGAACUCCUUGCCUGUUGAGACGCAGAAGGCGACUUCACUGUCUUCUUUUCAGCUCUUGCUAAAACCAUUCUUGUUUAGGAAAACCUGCCCAGUUGCUUAGGAAGUUGACGGGAGUUAAAUUUUUAAAAAACUAUUUUAAACUUUUGUAUUCUUUACACAGUUCUUGAUUUUAUUGUUUUAUCCUUUUUUUAACCGCUUUGAGUGGCGUUUUUUUUUAACACUCAAACAGCAUACGAACUUUAUGAAUCACACGCUGUUUGACUGUAAAAAAACAACAAGCCUCGAAGCAAUUUACGAAACAAUAGAAGUCUAGAAAAGUUUGCAACAUACAGAAAGUUACAGCCACUAGAUAACAGACUAAAACAAAUCAAAAUCCCCGCACACUUUCUAAACAUCUGGGUGAGCUCCUCUAAACACAAAUGUUUUGAGCAGGCCCUGGAAAGUGUUUGGUACCUGAUAUCAAUUGGCAGGGAGUUCCAAAGUGUAGAUGGAGUUCUUGCCAACAUGGAAUGGCUAUUAAGUGGCAGCACCCGUUCCUUAAGUCGAAGUGGUCCAGAGAUUGUCUAUGGGACAAGGCGAUCUCGUGGUCCCAGGUCGUUGAGGUCUUUGCACGCUCCUUGGCCUGCUAGAAAAUCGGCAAGGUGUCCGUCAGCAAUUGGCAGCAGCAUCCUGCAUGCACUGCAGCUUCUGGCUCAAGUGCGAAGGAAGUCCCACAUAGAGCGCAUUGCAGGAAUCCUGUUGUGAAGUAACCGACGCAUGAACUCCUGCAGUUGAGCUCAGAGUUGGGGUGCGGGACGAGGUGCUGCUUGAGAGAUCUGCGAUUCCUGCAUCGCAGGGGGUCAGAAUAGAUGAUCGUCAGGGAUCCCUUCCCACCUGGCAGUUCUGUGAUUCUGUGAAAGAAGAAGAAUAAUUUAUUAUUUAUACCCUGCCCAUCUGACUGCGUUUCCCCAGCCACUCUGGGCGGCUCCCAACAGAAUAUUAAAAACACACUAAAACUUCAAACAUUAAAAACUUCUCCAAACAGGGCUGCCUUCAGAUGUCUUCUAAAAGUCAGAUAGUUGUCUAUUUCCAGGGCGGGUACCACUACCAAGAAGGCCCUGUGCCUGGUUUCCUGUAACCUCACUUCUAGCAGAGAGGUCCUCUGCGCUGGACCUCAGUGUCUGGGCAGAACAAUGGGGUGGAGACGCUCCUUCAGGUAUACUGGGCUGAGGCCGUGUAGGGCUUUCAAGGUCAGCACCAACACUUUGAAUGGGGCUGGGAAACAUCCUGGGAGCCAAUGUAGGUCUUUCCAGACCAGUGGUGUUAUGUGGUCUUGGCGGCCGCUCCCAGUCACCAGUCUAGCUGCCACAUUCUGGAUUAGGUGUAGUUUCCAGGUCACCUUCCAAGGUAGCCCCAUGGAGAGCGCAUGGCAGUAGUCCAAGCGGGAGAUAACCAGAGCAUGCACCACUAUGGCGAGACAGUCUGCGGGCAGGGAGGGUCUCAUCCUGCGUCCCAGAUGGAGCUGGUAGACAGCCGCCCUGUAUGCAGUUGCAAUCAAAAUUCAUUCAACCCCCCAGGUUUCUUAUCAAAAUUUACAGACCUUCAGCUGUUUGCAAUGAGCAAAUCAAACAAAAGCCCGUGAAAUAGCUCAGCUACCUAACACAAAGGACGCGGGAGAUCACCUGCAGAAGCAGGGGAGUCUUCCAGGCAGAGCGGUGGGCUGGCUUUCUCCCCUUGCCCCCCGCCAUCCUGCCUGCCUGCUCCGCCUCGCAAGGCUGUGUUGACCCCUCCUUUUCCCUCCCCCAGUUUGAGGAGCUGAAGCGUCACAAGCUGAAGGACCAGAACAUCUUCGUGUCUCAGACCAGGCUCUGCGUCCACAACCUGCCCAAAGGCGUCGACGACGUCCGGCUCCGGAAGCUGAUGCUUCAGGCGGCCAAGGGAAGCCCCGGCGUCCGGCUCAAGGAGGUGAGCCUGCCUCUCAGCGCAGCCCACCCCGCAGGGGGGUGGCAGGGAUUAAGCGGGGAGGGGUGGCAGGGAACCAGCAUCGCCACCCUGGAGGAAAAGCUGGGGAUGAAAUGACAAAACGGCUCCCGUCACUCAGAUCUCCUGCCAAGAACCACCUGUUGAGCUUCUGGCUUCAUCCUCGUCACGGACGCUUGAGCUGAGAUUCCUGUCUUGGACUCAGGGUGGACUUGAUUUAAAGCAAAUUGAUUUAAAUCUCGACUUAAUUCACUAGUCAGUAAGACUUGAUUUAAAUCACUAGUCCGUAAGACUUGAUUUAAAUGAUUUUUUAACGGAAAGAUUCGUUCCUGCUGGUAUAAUCUUAAUAUUUACAACCAGACGAAGGUUUCAUUUUUGGAAUAAUAAAUGUUCAGGGUAGUUAUUACAGUUAUAUCAAAAACCACUGGUUUGGUUGUACUAUUAAGAAACACAUAGACAGAUAAUUAUGAAAUUAUUGUGAGGUUUAAUAAGUUAACCGUUUAUAUCUGGACAACUUUCUGCUGUACUUUAUUGGAAGGAGAAAAAUAAUCAUUUCCUUAAUAACAGUUUAAACAAUUUAUUUAACUAAAACAAUAACAUUAUAGCAUAUGUACCCAUGCUUGUUAACUGAUGUGGUUAAACUUUUUUUUUUUUAAAAAAAAGAAAACAGACUUGAGUUUUAGCCCACAUGAAAAACCUAAAAUAAAUCCUUAUUUCCUGAUGAAUAGCCUUUGGACUAUCAUGUAACUUAAAUAGAAAAUCUUUAGAAAGGUUUUUCCUCCAAAAGCAUUUUAUUUUGAAAAUCCAACUUAAAUAAAAAAAAAUCUGAUUUAAAUGAAAAAUUCUGAUUAUUUUUUUUUUUAAAACCCAUUGAUUUUUAUCCACCCGGGUUGGACUAGAUGACCCUUGGUUCCCUUCCAGUUCUGCGAUUCUCUCUCUCUCUUUCUCUCCAGUGCCGUGUGAUGCGGGACCUGAAGGCGCCCGCUGGGAAGGGGAAGGGCCAGUCGCUGGGCUAUGCCUUUGUGGAGUUCCAGGAACACGAGCAGGCCCUGGCUGCCCUGCGACACCUCAACAACAACCCCCAGGUCUUUGGGGACCAGAAGGUAAGGUUCCUCCCCUCCCCGUUCCUUCCAGACGGGGCACCGGAAAGAGGUGGGGCAGACUCACAGGGGAGAGGGCUAUAGAAUAUCAGUUUCUGGAGCGCGUUGCUAGUUUCCCUUGGGGGCACCUGGCUGCCCCCGUGAGAGCAUUGGGCCCGACUCACCUGGUCUUCUCAGGCUGCCCUUUCUCCCCGCAGCGUCCCAUCGUGGAAUUCUCCCUGGAGGACCGCCGGAAGUUGAAGCUGAAGGAGCAGCGAGCCCAGCGCAGCCUGGUAGGAAUAAUAAGAAUAAGAAUACUCCACCCAUCUGGCUGAGGAGCAGGAGGUACCCUAGAACCCUGCAGAGUUGGAGGGGACUAGAUGACCCUCGGGGGUCCCUUCCAACUCUACGGUUCUACGAUUCUUGGAAUAUUGCAAACGGCUCUGUGAUCGUGAUGCAAGAUUUUGUUUUCAUUUCACUUCCGUUUGUAUACUGCCUUUCUAUAUUACUUUGCGUAAGGCAGUCUGCAAGCUGAGGAAACAACGAAAUAGGCAGCAGAGAUCGCAAAACGUCUGUUCCAGGUGUAAAAAUAGUCAUACUGUAAUCACAACUUUGAAAUAAGCAACUUACCUCAAAUAAGGCAAUAUUCAAUAAUCCAUAAUAAUAAUAAACGGUAAAGAACCAUCACAUAAUAAUUAAACAGUUUACACUUAACAGUUACAAUAAAGAAUUACCAAACUAUAAUAAAAAAUAAUAAUGGGUGAGGGGGAUAUUUGGUAUUUGAAAGAGAAGUGGGUGCCCUCCCUCGCUGAGCUCCCUUGGGGUCCUGCAGUGGGGCAAACCUUCCCUGUCCCCCCCCCUUUUCUCCUGUGCAGCAAAAGCUGAGGCAGAAGCAGCCCCCCGAGGAGGUGGCCGGCAAGCAGCCCAACGCCAGCACCUCCGAAAAGCCGGCCAGAAGGCGGAAGAAGAAGCCCCCCAAGGCCAAAGAAGCGGAGGGGGCUUCUCAGGGGCACGAGGACCCGCCAGAGCCCCCCGAGAAGAAGCCCAGGGUCUCCCCGGCAGCCAAGCAGCAGCGUCUGGAAGCCCCCCGGCCGGCGGAGGGGGCCGUACCCUGGGCGGGUUUCCAGACGCGGGCGGAAGUGGAACAGGUGGAGCUGCCGGACGGCAGGAAGCGACGCAAAGUCCUGCCUCUGCCCUCCAAACGGGGGCCCAAGAUCAGGUAACAGCCAAAACAAGAAGGGGGGGGGAGUAUAUGAGCCUAUGGGGGGGGGAAGCAGGGCGCUGCCGCCACCACCCACAGACAUCCCCCUGCUCUGUGUCAAGGCCUCAGGACUCGCCUGCCUGCCCCCUGCCUCAGUUUCCCUUCCGUCUUUGCCCUUCUCUCCCCCCCCCCCCGUUUCCAGGAGUUUUCCCGCUACGGGAGCACAGAGAAAGGGCCAUGUUCCAUCAUGUGCAUCCUUUCGGGGGGGGCAUGUCCCCGUGGGGGGCAGGGCAAGGUGGAGAAGUGGGCGGAGCAAUGGGGGCAGUUCUGGCACGGAGGGGGGGGCAUUCUGGCCACUUGGAAAGCGGCGGUUUUUGCAGCCCUUUCCUUCCGGGCAAGGAAGAAGCGCCAUCCCAGUUGUGGGAUGUGUUGCAGCCGGGCGAGGGCGCUGGAGGGAGAGGGUCUCUGGGGGGGGGCGCAUUUGGCCCCUGCGCUCCAGGAUCCCCACAGGGCAGGGUCUGGUCAGGGGGCUACCCAGAGCCUGUCUCCCUGGGGGUGUGGUGUGCAUUGAAGGGGGAGAGGGAGCUGGAGGGGAGUUGGGAAGGUGUUCCUGGCGGGGGGUGAAUCAGCAGCCCCCUCUGGGGUCCUGGGUCUCCCCCGGAUCAGGGAGAGCAGCCGUGGCCAGGUCUCUCCCUCCGUCUGCUGAGCUGCGUCUCUCUCUUGGCAGGAAGCGGGACAAGGGAAGAGUGAAGCCCCCCACAAAGAAGAUGGCCCCCUCUGGCCCAACGCGCAGGCAGGAGAAGAUCAGCCAGGGGCCCAAGCAGGUCAGUCGGUUGUGGGGAAAUGGGGGGGGCGGCCUCUUUCAUGCCAACAGCCAAGGGUUGGUCAAGAUUUACAGGACUGCCUCUCCUGGUCUGCCCUGCAGAGGACCUUAAGGUCCAUGAAUAAUCAUAGUUUAGAGGUCCCAGGCCCUAAGGAAGUCAGACUAUCCUCCACCAGGGCCAGAGCCUUUUCAGUGAUGGCUCCGACCUAGUGGAAUGCUCUGUCCCAUUAGACCAGGGCUCUGCAGGAUUUAACCUCCUUCCGCCGGGCCUGUGAGACAAUAAAACAGAAGGGUGUGAUGGGUUUUAAGGUAAAGGUAAAGGGACCCCUGACCAUUAGGUCCAGUCGUGGCUGACUCUGGGGUUACGGCACUCAUCUCGCUUUCUUGGCCGAGGGAGCCGGCGUACAGCUUCUGGGUCAUGUGGCCAGCAUGAGUAAGCCGCUUCUGGCGAACCAGAGCAGCGCAUAGAAAUGCCAUUUACCUUCCCCCCAGAGCAGUACUUGCACUUUUGAAGUGCUAGGUUGACAGGAGCAGGGACCGAGCAACGGGAGCUCACUCUGUCGUGGGGAUUCGAACUGCCGACCUUCUGAUCGGCAAGCCCUAGGUUCUGGUUUAAUCCACAGCACCACCCGCGUCCCACGUGAUGGGUUUUAGGAGCCCCUUAAUGCCUGAUGGAAUCCAGUUAGCUCAGCUGGUUGGAGCGUGGUUGGUGCCGAUAAUGCCACGGUCGCGGGUUCAGUCCUUGGACUAGAUGACCCUCGAGGUCCCUUCCGACGGCAGUUCUACGAUUCUGUGAAUGGACGGGUCUCUAGGAGGUGAUAGAAGCUUGCCUCCGUUUAUUCCUUGCAAACAGCACGCAGAAGGGUGUUUUGACCAUCAGCCCUGACCUUCCUGAAACCAGCUGAGGGCCCCAUGUUCCCCAUCCCUGGCUUGAAAGAUGAAGCCAGCCAAUGGGAUUUUUUGGGGAGGGGGCAAGGCAACUUCCGCAUGGAUCCCCGUAACCCAGAGCUGAAACUGCAAAAAUCGGAGAAGCUCUGGAAACCUGGUGGAUAUGCCUGUCUUCUGACCCAUUUGCAGAACCCUAGAAUUUUGCAGAGGAGAGGGACCCCGGGGUCCAACCCGCUGCGAUGCAGGAAGGUUAUGCUGGACAGAUUUCUCCUCCCCGGGGAAGGGGGUGCCGGAGAUCAAACCUCCUUUGCUGCUUUCCACCGGCUCGCUCCUCCCCUCUCCCCUGCCCCCCGACUUUGCCCGAGUGCCUCUGCCCCCAACCUCCCUGUCCAAACCGUGGGGCGCCCCCUUCCUGACGCAGCUCUCCUCCUCCUUCCUCUCGCAGGCGCCCAGGAAGCAACCUCGGGGGAAGCGCAGCCAGGCGGAGACCCGCUUUGAGCAGCUGGUGGAGCAGUACAAACGCAAGAUCCUGGGCGGCGGCGGUGGCAGCAACAAGGCUUCGUCAUCAGCCAGGAGGAGCAAAUGGUUUGAGGGCUGAGGGAAGCCCUGGGGGAGACCGGGGGGCGGGGGGAGAGGGACGGCUGGCUGGGGCUGAGCCCAAGCAAGGGCAGCGUCCACCCCUCCACCCCCAUCUCUGCCAUUUCGGACUACUGGACUGUGCAAGGAAGCAGCCAAGAGCCUCCUGAGCUCUCUUUUCAGGGGUGCAUAGAGGGGGGGGUCUGGUCCCCAAGGUGCCCCCCCCUUGCUGGCCCAGGCUAGUGGGCAGAUUUUUUGGGAAGCGCUUGCAGGACCCAGGAUCAGGGAGAGACGCACACACCAGCGGAACAGGGUGAAAAUUUGCCCCAUAUAUUUUUGCCAUCUCUGACCAAGAGAGGCCCGUGUUGUUAUAUCGCAAACAUUUUUUAAUAAAAGAGUUUUAUUAAAAAUCUACCUUCCCCCCCCCCCCCCAGGAACAGAGGGAAUCUCUGGGAACCACCUCCCUCGCUCAGUCCCAGAACAGGGCUGGGGGGAGGCUCUCUGCCCCUCCAGAUGUCGCCGGCCCCCCACUGCCCUCCACCUCUGGGCAUGGUUGGCUAGCAGGAGGGCAUGGGGGCGGCAGGCCACCUCUGGCUUGCUCUCUCUCUCCCCCUCCCCUGAUCCCCUCCCAGCCCAAAGUCCUGCUGGGUUUUUUUACUGUUUCACUUUCAUUUAUUGUAAAACUGCCAACCACAUUUGGGGGGGGGGCAGAGAGAAGUUGAGUGGCAGUGUGGUGCAGUGGUCAGAGUAGUUUGACUACAGGGACCUGGUAGAGAUCAGGGUUCGAAUGCUCCCACUCGGCCGUGCAGCUCCCCAGGUGUGUGACCUUUGCAGGAUGAGUGCCGCUCCUGCCUCUCAGCCUCACCUACCUUACAGGGCUGCAGUGGGGAUAACGCCUGGGAGCCCCUUGGAAGGAAAAAAGGUGUAAUGAAUAUAUAAAUGAGCAGCAUCUUCCAGUUGGCCCUGGCAGGAUCCUUCUCACGCUGGUUGGAGGUCAUGUGUGCACGAGAUCGAAUCCACCCUUGCUCCUUCAGAUUUCUCCUGGGAUGUCCCAGCAACCCAAGGCCGGGCGUGGUGGAGCGCCAAAAUCCUUCCAGCGGUUGCGCGCACGGAAAUAUUGCCACAAGCGCAACUGCCCAUCCCCAAAUCUGUUCCUAACAGAUGUUUGUGGACUCCAGCUCCCGUCAGCUCCCAGCCAGCACAGCCAGGACCGGCUGUUAGGUAUCUCAGGCUUUCUGUAUGUGGGGUUCAGGGAAGCCAUCGCCACAUUCAAAGGGUUUGAGAAAUGCAGCUUCUUAAAUCCCAGCCCUGCAAUGUGCUCUCUGUGGGGCUUCCUGUGCAUUUGACCACGAGGCCGCAGGGAGUGCAGGAUGCUGCAGCGCAAUUGCUGCCAGGAGGGAGGCCUUGCCAGCUGAAAACACCCGUGCUUGCCCCUGGUUGCCCAUUUGUUACUCGGCCAAGUUCAAGGUGCUAAUAAUAAUAAUAAUAAUACAGAGGUGCCUCGCAAGACGAAAUUAAUUCGUUCCGCGAGUUUUGUCGUCUUGCGGUUUUUUUCGUCUUGCGAAGCACGGUGUUGGGAAAGUUUUGGAAAAGCUUCAAAAAUCACCAAAGUCUUUAAAAACCUCAAAAAAGGCUACCACACCGCGUUCUAUGAGUUCCUCCUCGAAGUCAAGUCACAACUGUAUUAACGGUGUUAAGAAAAAGGAAACAAACUUGCAAGACGUUUCCGUCUUGCGAAGCAAGCCCAUAGGGAAAAUCGUCUUGCGAAGCAGCUCAAAAAACAAAAAACCCUUUUGUCUAGCGAGUUUUUUGUCUUGCGAGGCAUUCGUCUUGCGAGGUACCACUGUAAUUUAUUUAUACCCAUCUGGCUGAGUUUCUCCAGCCACUCUGGGCGGCUCCCAAUCGAGUGUUAAAAACAAUGCAGCAUUUAAUAUUAAAAACUUCCCUAAGCACGGCUGCCUUCAGAUGUCUUUUAAAAAUAAGUGGUUUAUUUCCUUGAUAUCUGAUGGGAGGGCGUUCCACAGGGGGGUGCCACUACUCAGAAGGCCCUCUGCCUGGUUCCCUGCGGCCUCGCUUCUUGCAGGGAGGGAACCACCAGAAGGCCCUCGGAGCUGGACCUCAGUGUCCAGGCUGAACGAUGGGGGUGGAGACGCUCCUUCAAAUAUACUGGACCGAGGCUGUUUAGAGCUUUCAAGGUCAGCACCAACCCUUUGAAUUGUGCUCGGAAACGUACCACCUUCUUUCCAGACCGGUGGUGUUAUGUCGUCUCGGCAGCCGCUCCCAGUCACCAGUCUAGCUGCCGCAUUCUGGAUUAGUUGCAGUUUCCGGGUCACCUUCAAAGGUAGCCCCACGUAGAGCGCAUUGUAGUAGUCCAAGCAGGAGAUAACCAGAGCAUGCACCACUCUGGAGAGACAGUCUGCAGGCAGGGAGGGUCUCAUCUUGCAUCCCAGAUGGAGCUGGUAGACAGCUGUCCUGUAUGCAGUUGCAACUGAAAAUUAUUCAACCCCCCAUUGCAAAUCAGGUUUCUUAUCAAAAUGUACAGUCCUUCCGCUGUUUGCAAUGAGCAAAUCAAAGCCCUUUAAAUAGCUCAGCUGCCCAACACAACGGAUGCUUCAAAUGGUUCCUCAAAUUCACCUGAAAUUGCAACUUCUAAUGACUUCCACCGUCUCCCUCUCCUGAUACCAACCUUUCCCAAAGCCAGGCGUUGGGGGGGUCUCCAAAUGGUUCGUUUCCUUGCAGUUCCACAAGGUAGCAGUGCCGCUCUGUCCUUGACCACAUUUGGCCAGGACGGAUGAGAGAAAGUAACCUCCUUGCCCAGAGGGGAGAGCGUUGCUCUUGUGCUCGGAUCCUGACACUGGUUUCCCUUUGGGGCAUCUGGUCAGCCACUGUGAGAACAGAAUGUUGGACCAGAGGAGCCAUGGCCCCGAUCCACCGGGCAAUCCUUGUGCUCUUAAAUUCCACGGUAUUUUUUUCUGCCAAGUUCUCAGUGGAGAUGUGAAUGGCCUUCCUUCCCUGCCAGAGGCAGCUGUGGCUUCCGAGGCUCCUGACUCAUUUUCCUUCCUUAUUUAUUAAAAUUCCGUCUUGCCCUCCCUCCCCAAGGAGCCCUGGGCAGCAAAGCAAUAAAAACCCAUACAGUUAAGAAUGAAACACAAUUGCAAGCUAUUGCAAACAUCGGAAAAGCAUUUCUGAAUGUUAAGAAAGCUGGGUUUAAUGCCAUGUGGCGCUACGGUCAGUGUGUGGAUUUCUGCUCGGAUGGACGUUCUCCCCCUCUCCUCCCCCCCCCAAAAAAACCCUGUUCCGGGGUUUUCCCCAACCCCCUGGAGCAGGUUUGGGGAGGGCGUGGGACUCCCAUCGCGGAGAGGUGGAAAGUCCCACUGUGCAAAUGGGGAUCCGUGUGCCGACUUGUUUGUAGGAUCCCUACGGUUCUUUAAGUUGGCCUGUCGUACUGGCAGGGCUGGGAGAGUCUGACCAGGAGAUCCGAGGGGCAGGUUUGGGGUUUACAAGAGAGGCAGGGCCUGUUUGAAUUCACAUCACCCUCUGCCUGAAAAACAGCCACGUAGAUUUUUGAGGGCAGCCAUGCUUUGCUUGCUUCCUGCCUGCCUGUCAGAUUUUGAAAAUUUGUGCAGAACAGUGGGGUGUCUGCCUAGCAACAUAGGGGUUUUUUUUCAGGGUGGGGGUCUCUUCCAGUUCUUGGGUUCCCAUAUCUGGGGGUACAACAAGCUUUCCCAACCAGUCCCUAUGUCUAGGUCAGGCAUAGGCAAACUCAGCCCUCCAGAUGUUUUGGGACUACAACUCCCAUGAUCCCUAGCUAACAGGACCAGUGGAUGAUGGGAGUUGUAGUCCCAAAGCAUCUGGAGGGCCGAGUUUGCCUAUGUCUGGUCUAGGAUAUGGCUGACUAGUCAAGCGCCACGAUUAGCAGAACUGAAGAUGUUGCUCUCUGCCAUUGAGCAAAAAGCUGCUAGAGGGAAGACCACAGAACCAUAGAAUCACAGAAUGGUAGAGUCGAAAGGGACCCCAAGAGGGCCUCCAGUCCAACCCCCUGCAAUGCAGGAAUCUCAGCUCAAGCAUCUGUGACAGACGGCUGUCCAUCCUCUGCUCUUCCUGGUGUUGAGUUGGAAACCCCUUUCUUGUACCUUGAAGCCAUGGGUUCGAGUCCUACCCUCCAGAGCAGGAGAAAGCAAGCUUGCUCCCUCUUCCAUGAGACAGCCCUUGAGAUAUGUGAAGACGGUUAUCCUAUCUCCUCUCAGUCUCCUCUUCUCCAGGCUAAACGUAACCUUCUCGGGUGGAAGGCAUGACUCAUCACCUGCUAGCCUGCCCCUUAUAUAGAGAACCAAGAGAUCGCUUUCUGAAAACUUUGUUCACACAAGGAAGCAGGCACACCUGGCAGAAGUUGUUUGGUUUCUUUUGAGAGGCUAUAAGAGCUUCACAAACAGUGGCCCUCUAUGCACUGGCUGCAAAACAAGCAAACAAAAUCAGGAAAAAGGAGUUAGAUUAAAUCACACUAAGUCGUGGUGAUUCAUAGGUAUAAUCUGGAAUCAAGCUGGAAUUGAGUUUGUUGGUUUCUCUGGUACCUUCUCUUAUCUCCUGGUUGUUGGCAAAUUGGAUUUUAAAAUGGCAAAAGAAUAUUAGAAUGGGAGCUAUCGGAGACGCACAAAGGAAACUAUUUUAAUGCUCAGGAAUCUGGCAAAGUCUUUUAAAUGUUAUGGGUUUUUAUAUUAUGGAUAGAUGUUCUCUAUUAUUUUAUUAAUACUAUCGCCUAAUACAGGUUUGUCAUGGCCUUUGGCUGGAGCAAUAAACUUUUGAACUUGAAACUUGAACUUGAAUUAAUACGUUAAUCUUUC